Molecule: messenger RNA, 3141 nt
Organism: Pteronotus mesoamericanus
Lineage: Eukaryota; Metazoa; Chordata; Mammalia; Chiroptera; Mormoopidae
Gene: PACSIN2
Product: protein kinase C and casein kinase substrate in neurons 2
Exons: 12
Coding region: 191-1753 (520 amino acids)
Biological process (GO): regulation of endocytosis; actin cytoskeleton organization; plasma membrane tubulation
Cellular component (GO): plasma membrane; endosome; cytoplasm
Molecular function (GO): protein binding; phospholipid binding
Source: RefSeq, a predicted model, not a curated record
GGGCCGGUUAGCGCAGCCGGAGCGAGGGCCGGAACCGGAGCCGGAGCCGGAGCCGGAGACGCGGUCGCUGUGGAGCGGGGUGCGCGGCGGGUCCGGAGGCGAGCGUCGGCCGAGGUUUGCCUACGGAUCUUGAGCAUCUGCGGUUGGUCUGAAUUUAAGCACCCCUGCUGCUCCCUUACCCUUUGGCGAGAUGUCUGUCACUUACGAUGAUUCCGUUGGAGUGGAGGUGUCCAGCGACAGCUUCUGGGAGGUCGGGAACUAUAAGCGGACGGUGAAGCGGAUCGACGACGGCCACCGCCUGUGCAGCGACCUCAUGAACUGCCUGCAUGAGCGGGCGCGCAUCGAGAAGGCGUACGCACAGCAGCUCACCGAGUGGGCCCGGCGCUGGCGGCAGCUCGUGGAGAAGGGGCCCCAGUACGGGACAGUGGAGAAGGCCUGGGUGGCUGUCAUGUCCGAGGCGGAGAAGGUGAGCGAGCUGCACCUGGAUGUGAAGGCCUCGCUGAUGAACGGGGACUUUGAGAAGAUCAAGAACUGGCAGAAGGAGGCCUUCCACAAGCAGAUGAUGGGAGGCUUCAAGGAGACCAAAGAGGCUGAGGACGGCUUUCGGAAGGCCCAGAAGCCCUGGGCCAAAAAGCUGAAAGAGGUAGAAGCAGCAAAGAAAGCCUACCACACAGCAUGCAAAGAGGAGAAGCUGGCGAUAUCACGAGAAAACAAUAGCAAAGUGGACCCAUCCCUCAACCCUGAACAGCUUAAGAAAUUGCAAGACAAAGUAGAAAAAUGCAAGCAAGAUGUUCUUAAGACCAAAGAAAAGUACGAGAAGUCCCUGAAGGAGCUGGACCAGGGCACCCCCCAGUACAUGGAGAACAUGGAGCAGGUGUUCGAGCAGUGCCAGCAGUUUGAGGAGAAGCGCCUCCGCUUCUUCCGGGAAGUCCUGCUGGAGGUUCAGAAGCACCUGGACCUGUCGAAUGUGGCCGACUACAAAAACAUUUACCGCGACCUGGAGCAGAACAUCAAAGCGGCUGAUGCCGUGGAGGACCUAAGGUGGUUCAGAGCCAACCACGGGCCGGGCAUGUCCAUGAACUGGCCGCAGUUUGAGGAGUGGUCUGCAGACAUGAAUCGAACGCUCAGCCGGAGGGAGAAGAAGAAGACCACGGACGGCGUCACCCUGACGGGCAUCAACCAGACAGGCGACCAGGCCCUGCAGAACAAGCCCAGCAGCGAUCUUAGUGUCCCGAGCAACCCCACACGGUCAGCGCAGUCACUGUCCAGCUACAACCCCUUCGAGGACGAGGACGACACGGGGAGCACCGUCAGUGAGAAGGAGGACAUUAAGCCCAAAAACGUGAGCAGCUACGAGAAGACACAGAGCUACCCCACCGACUGGUCCGACGACGAGUCAAACAACCCGUUCUCCUCCACGGACGCCAACGGGGACUCCAACCCGUUUGACGAGGACGCCACCUCGGGGAUGGAAGUGCGGGUCCGGGCCCUUUACGACUACGAGGGGCAGGAGCACGACGAACUGAGCUUCAAAGCUGGGGACGAGCUGACCAAGAUAGAGGACGAGGAUGAGCAGGGCUGGUGCAAGGGACGCUUGGACAGUGGCCAGCUGGCCGUGGGGCGGCCACUCCUGUUCCUGCAAAAGACGAUGGUUCCACUGCUCUUGGCUUCAUGGUGUCUCUUGGAGACAGAUGAGCCAGUCAUUUCACCUGGGACUGGGCAGCCUUUCCACGGUGCGGGUGGAGAGAUGUGAGCACAGGAAGACGCAGAACAACAGAUGCCGCCGGCCCUUGCCUGCUCCCCCGCCCCGUGUGCGUGUGGCUUAUCAUGGAUCUGUGCGUCCCUGACCCUGCCUGUCUGCCUCGCCUCCGUGUCAAGGGUGGGUCACCCCCAUUCUUGUCCCACUGGUUCCUUUCUCUGAUGCGCUCAUCACCUUCAAUUUAAAUGAACAAAUGUACGUGCCAUUUUCUGAGGUUUUUAAUUUAAAGGCUGUGUGCGGCUGUACCUUUUUAUCACCUGUUCGUCCAUUCAUUCAUGCUUAAAUUAUGACACAGAUUGAUGUACGCCAGGCUGCAAGAUGCAGUGCCUCUGUUUGCGUGGCGGGCUGUUCCUCGUCCAUGCCCCUGCCUGCGGCAUCCGCAGGGCUUAGCUCGUGUAGACGGGAUGUUCGAGGCAAGAGGUCGCAGUAGAGGGGGGAACACGUUAUGGUUGGGUUUCUACUGUGAAUGUGUGGGUUUUGGAAAUAACCUUAGACUCCCCAAAGUUACCAUAUUUAAAAACUAGUUCACUCUCUUCAUGCUUACAGCCUGAUGCUUGCAAAUUGAUAAUUCUCUCAGUGAGUGGAAAAUUAAACCUGAAAAGACUAGCUUUUCAGGGGAAGGCACCUGUAGAUUAAGAUGCUUUAUGUUAGUUAGACCAUCAUGACCUGGUAUAUAUCUGUAUAUAUUAUUUGAUAUUCAGAGAAUCUAAAGAGCUUGUCUACUGUUUUCAUGAGAUUUGAAAGGCUCUUGACAGUGGAUUUAAUUUGUAAACUGCUUGAAGACCGUGGCAUUCGGGCCCAUGUCUAGAUGGUGGGCUGGGUGGGCCUCCCCCAAGCUCGGGACGUGGGCUGGGCGUUUGGAGAGGACGCUGCCGGAGGGAAGCCUGCCGCCCCCCCCCACCCCCCCGCCCGCUGCGGGCCCGCCGGCUCCCUGGCCACCGUGCGCCCCGUGGCCGGGCGCUAUAAAACCCCCAGGCCUUCCCGGCAGCUGUGGACUCAGGUCACCUGUACUCCUCGAGAGCAAACGAAAGCUUGGGCUCACCCCAUAGCACAAGGGUCUCUUCUGAGUUUCCUUGGUCAUCAGGGAGCAGACGUGCUGCGGCAGGAAGCUACACUGUAAUCACGGGGCGGGAGGGGAGGGAGAACUUCUAUUUUGUGUAACUCAGACGUUGCAGAAUGGCCACCGCCGUCACAAGCUAUGCAUCACUCAGUGUCCCAGUGAGCUCUGCGUCUUGCUUGGACCAUGGAUUGUGUAUGUGUUUAUCUUGAAGACUUACCAGCAGAAAUCCUCAUUCCUUUGCUACAGAUUACCAAAAAUUGUCAAGUCUUUCCAGUUCGGGAGUUUCUUUAUGGUGUCUUAGGGAAAAGUCAAUAAACAGUCG